This is a messenger RNA of Opisthocomus hoazin, 3627 nucleotides long. NCBI's taxonomy places the organism in Eukaryota, Metazoa, Chordata, Aves, Opisthocomiformes, Opisthocomidae. The record is from RefSeq and is a predicted model, not a curated record.
AUGAGUUUGUCCUCUCCACUCAAACGCGCUGUCACAGAAGCUAAAUGUUUACGUAAUGCCAAGUAUGAGUCACAGUUACUACAAGAUAGCAAUGAAUCAGAAUUGGACACUGCUGAAGAUCUGAGAAGGCAACUCUGUCAAGCUAAAAAAGAAAAAUUAGAUUUAACCAUUAAACACAACCAAGAACUGUCCAACUGUGAAAGCCAGAUAGUCAAAUUGCGGUCAGAAAUUGAGAAAGGAGAGGCUGUCCGACAAAGUCUGGAGUAUGAAUUGGCAAUUGCCAGAAAAGAUGCUCGUAUGAAAACAUAUGCUGCAGAAGAGGAGUUAAGUGAUGCAAAAAACAAACUUGUGGAACUGCAAGUAUUGAAUGAGAAACUUCAGCAGAAAGUGGCAGAGACUGAGACAGCAUUUCAUACUGCUCAGCAGAAGUGGAAAGAGCAACAGAAAAGACUCGUAAGUGAGAAGGAUGAUAUCCGCAGAACUUGCAGCAGUGAAUAUGAACUGCUUCUUAAGGAAAGAACCAAACUAGAAAGUGUUUUGCAGGAGCAGAGUAAUGCACUGCAAAAUAUACGCAAGAAAAUGAAAGAUAUGGAGGUGGAACACAAUGGCUAUAGUGACCUGGUGAGGCGCCAGGCCAAUGAGCUUCAAUACAGUGCUGAACGAGAGGAACAAUUUAAGAAAGAACUUGAAGCAGCUGCAGUGAGAAUAAGGAAACUGGAAGAAAACAUUGAAGCAGAGAGAGCAGCACAUUUGGAAUCCAAACUCAAUUCAGACACCAUCCAGUUAAGAAUUCGAGACCUUGAAGGAGCUUUGCAGGUGGAAAAAGCCAGCCAAGUGCAAGCUCUUUCGGAUUUAGAAAUGAUCAAGAAAGAGUUCAAAGAGGUAGAAAGUGCAUAUGAGAGAGAAAAACAUAAUGCCCGAGAGAACUUGGAAAAACUCAAUGUAUUAGAAAGAGAAUGUUUCUCCACAAAAAAGCAAAUGAAUGAGAAGAUCGAGGAAAAGAAGAAGGUAAUUAAAGACCUCUCUGAGAGGCUCGGGAAAAAUGAAAAGACCUGCAGAGAAUUACAGGAGGAACUUGCAAUGGCCAAGAAACACCAGGUCUUUCUAACAGAGACGUAUGAAAACAACAUGAGAGAGCUGGAGUUACUCUUGGACAGCUUUGCUAUGUCAGGCCAGCGGACAGCAGGCACUUGUAAGGACAAAGAGAAACCUCCAAGCCUCUCUGUCCUUGAGACUUUGAGGUGUACCUUGACAGCUUACCAGAACAAGCUGGAAGAUAUGUCUAAUGAGCUUGGGAAAAUGAAGGCUUUGUGUGAAAAGAUGACAAAAGAACUUGAGAUAUCCAAAGAGAAAAUGAGUGCUUUAAGUGAAGACCUUAAGGAAGCUCAAGAUAACGUGGCUGAUGCCAAUAAAGAGUUAAAUCAUCUACACACUAAGUGUGCAGACAAAGAGAGUUCAAUAGGAACUUUAAAAAUGGAACUACAGAAUGUACGACAAUGCUGGGAGAAGGAGAAAGUACGUGCCACAGAAUCUGAAAAUGAAAUCCAGAAGCUUACCAGGGCUUACCAGAAGGAUAUGGAGGAGAAGCUAACCUUCCUCCAUAGCUUAUACCAACGUUUGGUAGCAGGCUAUGUGCUGAUAAAACAACCAGAAGGCAUCCUAGAUAGAUUCUCUUGGUCUGAGCUUUGUGCAGUCUUGCAGGAGAAUGUUGAUGCCCUGAUCUUAGACCUCAACAGGGCUAAUGAGAAGAUAUCUCAUCUAAAAUAUAUUUGUAAGAACAAGUCCGAUAAUCUGAAGGAGCUUCAGCAGAACCAGGAAGAUGCUUUUAGCAAAAUGGCUGAACAGAUGAAAGCCCAGGAAAGCUGUUGGCAGAAACAAAAAAAGUAUCUGGAACAGCAGUACUCGGGUCUCCUUGGGGAAGUUCAUGCAAGGGCACAGGAAUACCAAGAAACAGCAGAGAAAAACAAGGAAAAAAUUUAUGUCCUUGAAAAAAGACAGGAGAAAUUGGCCCUUGAAAAUAUUUCUGUGAAAAAUACGUUAACACAGGUUCAGAAGGAGCAUUCAUCUCUUCUGGCAGGCUGUGCACUACUGGCCGGUGCCCUGUAUCCUCUCUGUCGCCGACUGUGUGAUAUGUCUUCCCAAAGAGAUCUUCUCCAGGAUCAGGUCAACAUUUAUGAAUUAGUGAACCAGGAGAUUAGGACCCUAGUUCAUGCUCUCUCUGAUGUAGAGGAAAACAAUCAAGAUGAAGCAAGCCUGAAGAAAAGAAAAUUCAAAGGCCUGAUUCGUGUAUUCCGAAGAGGCGUGAUUGCAGUUUUGGCAGCUAACAGACUUAAAGUUUUAGCCCAGUCUUCUAAUUCCCUCUUCUCCUGGGUAAAUGGCUUCAAAGAAGGCAUUGGAAUUCUGGUUUGUAUAGGAGAUUCCAAAGGCAAGCAUAAUCUGUCAAGUCAUGAAGAGGAACAAAUUCACUGUGUUGAAGCACUCAGGUGGUUUACUAGUUCUAACCUCCUUGCUGCAAUAAUCAGUUCUGUCACUGAAUUACAGGAUGUUGUUAACAGAAGAGAUCGAAAGCCCUGGCUUUCUGGACGCUUACUUGUAAGUGCAGCCAGGAACUCCUUUUCAAAACUUAUGGACAAGCUGAAUGUAAUAAUGGAGACUGUUCCACUAGACAGCAGCAGGAGCAUUACUUACCUGGAGAGAGACUCCUUGGUGCAGAGGCUGGCUCAUGGACUUAGUAAAAUAAAUACCCAGGACCUGGAAGCUGGAUUAUGUGACAGACUACCCAUUAUGAAAAGCAUAGCAUCAUUGCAGAAGCAAAUAUUUGAAUUUACACAAAGACUUCAUACGGCAGAGGUGGAACGCCGCUCGCUGCGCCUAAAACUGGCAGAAUUCAAAUGGAAUUUCAAUGAGAUGAAUAAAGAAGCUGACAAAGCCCAGAGCCUGCAAGAGCUGUUUAAGCAAUCUAAAUUGAUCACCCGUGAGAGGUUUGAAAGUGCAUGUGAAGAAUUAAAUAAUGCAUUACAUUGGGAGCAUCAGGCACAAGUGCUUUUGAAUGAACAGGCACAACAGCUACAGGAGUUAAAUAAUAAACUGGAAUUGCACUCCAGUGAAGAAGCAGAUAAAAACCAAGUCUUGAGUGAAACUGUAAAGAGACUCUCCGAGGCAAAGAUGGAGCUGAGAAGAAAAGAUCAAUCUCUGCAUCAGUGCAAUAGACUUCUUACCCAGCUGGAGCAGGACAGGCGUCGACUGAAAGAGAGCAUCCGUGAUGCAGAGAGUGCCCUCUGCAUGGCAGCGAAAGACAAAGAAUUGAUUAUUAGUCAUAUGAAAUCUGUGGAAGACACUCUUCAUAAGGUCAGAGAUCAGACCUUGCUGUCAUGGACUGCGGCAACCAGGAAUGACUUCACCCUGCAGCUACCCAAACUGCACCUAGAGACCUUUGCAGUGGAAGGGCUGAAGGGCAGGCCAGAGGUUGUAGCGUUUCAGGCCAUGAUUAAAAGUUUUAUGGAUGUCUACCAACUUGCAAGUUCCAGAAUUGACAUGUUAGUGAGAGAAACAGCAUCUCAUCAGCUUCACGCUGCAGCCCUAAAGUCUAAGCUCCGAACAGCUUGUCUUCAUGAAAGUGAGAGCUGA